AUGGAUUUGAGAAAUCAAGAAGAGCAGAUAAGUAAGUGGCUCGAAGAAGUGGAAGAUAAAGAGGAGGGUUCGAAUGAUUCGGCCUCAGAGACGGAGGAUAACGUGGAGGAAGAAAUACAUAUCAACACCUCUGAUUCCGAAUUCUCAAACGAAUCUUCAGAACCUGAGGAUGACAUCAUACGACCAAGUAAGAGACAAAGAACUCAAAUUGUAGACUCUGAUGACUCUUUAGAGGAUAUUCAUGAAACUAAUUCUCCUCAAACUUCAAUCCAAGGUAACCAGCGUGUUCUUCAAGUAACUCCCCGAUUCCUUUAUGGGAAAAACAAACAUAAAUGGUCGUCUGUACCUAGAUCAGCUACUACUCGUACUCUGAGACGAAACAUCGUACAUUUUAUACCAGGUCCAAGAGGAGAAGCUAGGGAAUUACAGGAACCAAUAGAUUUAUUUCGGCUUUUCAUGACUGAUGAUAUGCUGCAACAAGUUGUGACAUUUACCAAUGCAGAGAUUAUUACUCAAAGGAAUAGAUAUAAACAGGAGUCUUAUACCGUUUCACGGACUAAUUUGUUAGAAAUAAAAGCUCUGCUUGUUAAUAUCAAUGCCUAUGCUAUUUACGUCUCGAACGACUUGAGAAAUAAGAAGAAGCCGACACUACGACGCGAUUUUGUCAUGAAGAUGGGAGACCAACUUAUGGACCCUUGGCUAAGGGAGCGAUUACAAACGGUGACUUUGAGGCGUAACAUCAAGAGGACGGGCAGACCUCGAGCGCCGCACGGCAUUAUACGUUGUGCCUCCGUCGCCGCUGCCUGCUCCAGUUCAAGGUACAUUGCUGGUCAUAUUACAAUAACGGUCAACAUGUCGAUCUCAGAAUUUAGACGGAAGAAGCUUCUCUAUGUUUUUAACGUAUUCUUUGAUGUCAAUCAGAGUGGAACCAUCGAAAGGAAAGACUUUGAAAUUGCUAUUGAAAAAAUCUGCAGCCUGCGAGGCUGGAAACCAGGAGAUGCUAAGCAUACGGAGACGCACGAAAUAAUGAUUAAAAUUUGGGAUGGGUUAAGGAAGAGGGCUGAUUCCAACAAAGACGGACAGGUGUCAGUGGAGGAAUGGGUUUUAAUGUGGAACGACUACGCUCAAAACCCAUCAGCUGCGCUAAAAUGGCAACAGCUUUACUGUCACUUCAUGUUUCAACUAGAAGAUGCUAGUGCUGAUGGUUCUAUUGACUGUGAUGAAUUUACUUCUGUCUGUUCAUCCUAUGGAAUUGAUCCACAGGAGUGCAAAUUAGCCUUCAGUAAGAUGGCCAAGGGCAAAGCCAGUGUCUCGUGGGACGAGUUUCAAGAACUUUGGAAAGAGUAUUUCUCUACUGAAGAUCCAAACGCCGCUGGAAAUUUCAUAUUUGGAAGAACCAGCUUUUAA
This is a messenger RNA of Parnassius apollo (apollo), 1407 nucleotides long. The record is from the annotation of a GenBank genome assembly. NCBI's taxonomy places the organism in Eukaryota, Metazoa, Arthropoda, Insecta, Lepidoptera, Papilionidae.